AUGGACAUGUCGCUCUCGAGGCUCGACUGUCUGUUCCUGGCCAAGAUAGCGGAUCAGUCGGAGCGGUACCACGACGUGAUCGCGCAGCUGAAGGACAUCUGCAACGAGAACGAGGCGCAGCUGACGAUCGACGAGCGCAACCUGCUCUCGGCGGCGUACAAGAACCUGACGGCGAAGCUGCGCGCGAGCUGGCGGACGAUCGACGCGCUCCAGAAGAAGGAGGCGCUCGCGUCGACGCGGCAGCAGGUGAAGCUCAUGCGCGUGGAGAAGGACGAGAUCGAGCGCGACCUGGACAGGCUCUGCCGCGACCUGGUCGGGCUUUUGGAGCAGCACUUGAUCCCGGCGGCGAGCGACGGAGAGGAGAAGGUGUUCUAUUGCAAGAUGCGCGGGGACUACUAUCGGUACCUGGCAGAGCUGAAGAUCAACUCACAAGAGGAGCUCGGGAGGCUGUCUCUGGAGGCGUACAAGGCAGCAUACAAGCAUGCGAUGGCGACGCUCGUGCCGACUCACCCUACACGGCUGGGACUCGCGCUGAACUUCGCGGUGUACUUUCACGACAUUAUGAGGAGCCCAGAGCGGGCGUGCCACCUCGCAAAGCAUGCGUUUGACGAGGCGAUCGCGAGCGCAUUGGCCGAGGGCGCGUCGUCGGUGGCCAACUUGGAAGACACCUUGAUGAUUUUGCAACUAAUGCGGGAUGACAUCAUCUUGUGGCAGGGAGAGAUCACUAAAGUGUCGGAGUUGCACCUCGGGUGCUCGAUGUAG
This is a messenger RNA of Epithele typhae, 762 nucleotides long. Its product is annotated as 14-3-3-like protein. Gene Ontology annotation, cellular component: cytoplasm. Lineage: Eukaryota; Fungi; Basidiomycota; Agaricomycetes; Polyporales; Epitheliaceae. The coding region runs from base 1 to 762 and encodes 253 amino acids. Gene Ontology annotation, biological process: signal transduction. The transcript has 4 exons. The record is from RefSeq and is a predicted model, not a curated record.